Messenger RNA from Rhinichthys klamathensis goyatoka, 4574 nucleotides. It is a transcript of the gene stxbp5b, whose product is annotated as syntaxin binding protein 5b (tomosyn). Lineage: Eukaryota; Metazoa; Chordata; Actinopteri; Cypriniformes; Leuciscidae. The coding region runs from base 349 to 3900 and encodes 1183 amino acids. The record is from RefSeq and is a predicted model, not a curated record. Gene Ontology annotation, biological process: regulation of protein secretion; regulation of exocytosis. Gene Ontology annotation, molecular function: myosin II binding; GTPase activator activity; syntaxin binding. The transcript is spliced from 29 exons. Gene Ontology annotation, cellular component: SNARE complex; plasma membrane; cytoplasm.
GCAGACUCGUCGCGGGGAUUGCAGCGCUCUGCGUUUCCGUGUUAGCAGUGGGGGGAACCAGCCGAGGGGAGGGAACGGAACACAGUGAGAUUGGCCAAAUCUAACUGGAUUACGCUGUCCGCGACGCGAUUAAGAUGAAAAAGAAGUGACAUUUCGAUCCUCCGGCCUUGUUUAGGAAAUGAGCGUGGGAUUAUGACAUUCGCUCGGGCACGAGACGGGAUGACAACACUGCCUGACAUGUGAGACAUCAACAACAGUGCGCUUGUGUGGCUGUCUCCGCCACCUUCGGUUAAUGCUCGCUCUUGUUCAUGCACAUUUUGCAUUCGUUUUGCUUUUGCUGGAGGUAAUAUGAAGAAGUUUAAUAUCAGGAAGGUGUUGGACGGCUUGACUGCGUCCUCCUCUUCCUCCUCCGCUGCCGCGUCCCCUCCAUCGGGAAGCAGAGAGAAUGACAUGAUUCAGGAGACCCUGCAGUCAGAGCAUUUCCAGCUCUGCAAGACACUGCGACAUGGCUUUCCCUAUCAACCCUCUUCCAUGGCUUUUGACCCUGUACAGAAAAUUCUGGCUAUUGGCACACAGAGUGGAGCCCUAAGACUAUUCGGCCGAGCUGGAGUGGAGUGUUACUGCCAGCAUGAGAGCGGAUCGGCUGUCAUCCAGCUGGAGUUUCUUGUCAAUGAAGGGGCACUGGUUAGUGCUUUGGCAGAUGACAGUAUUCAUUUGUGGAAUCUGAGGCAAAAACUUCCUGCCAUUCUCCAUUCUCUUAAAUUUAAUCGGGAGAGGAUCACGUUUUGCCAUUUGCCGUUUCAGAGUAAAUGGCUCUACGUGGGCACGGAGAGAGGGAACAUUCACAUCGUCAAUGUGGAGUCCUUCACCCUCUCAGGCUAUGUCAUCAUGUGGAACAAAGCCAUUGAACUUUCCUCAAAGUCUCACCCUGGACCUGUAGUUCAUAUCAGCGAUAACCCCAUGGACGAAGGGAAACUUUUAAUUGGUUUUGAGUGCGGUAUAGUUGUGCUGUGGGACUUGAAAUCGAAGAAGGCUGACUAUCGGUACAACUAUGACGAGGCGAUCCACUCGGUGGCUUGGCAUCAUGAGGGGAAACAGUUUGUGUGCAGUCACUCAGAUGGCACACUUACCACAUGGAAUGUACGCAUUCCCGCCAAGCCUGCCCAGAUCAUUACACCGCAUGGUAAACAGCCCAAGGAUGGAAAGAAGCCGGAGCCUUGCAAACCCAUCUUGAAAGUGGAGUACAAAACUACCAGGGCAGGGGAACCAUUCAUGAUACUGUGUGGAGGUUUGUCAUAUGAUACAGUGGGUAGGCGAGCCUGUCUGACUGUGAUGCAUGGGAAAAGCACUGCAGUGCUGGAGAUGGACUACUCCAUAGUGGAUUUCCUUACGCUGUGUGAAACCCCAUAUCCAAACGAUUUCCAGGAGCCUUAUGCUGUUGUCGUCCUGCUGGAGAAGGAUUUGGUUGUUAUUGACCUUGCACAGAUUGGGUAUCCGAUCUUUGAGAAUCCGUAUCCUCUGUCCAUCCACGAGUCUCCGGUGACCUGCUGCGAAUAUUAUGCGGACUGUCCUGCUGAAAUCAUUCCUGCACUUUACUCAGUGGGCUCCAAACAAAAAAGACAGGGCUUCAGUAAGAAGGAGUGGCCAGUAAGUGGAGGUAACUGGGGCCAGGGAACACUAAGUUUCUCAGAGAUCAUCAUCACUGGGCAUGCUGAUGGAUCUAUCAAGUUUUGGGAUGCCUCAGCAUUAAUGCUGCAGGUUUUGUAUAAGCUAAAAACAGCAAAGGUGUUUGAGAAGCCCCGUAGCAAAGAGGAGAAAUCCAGCACUGACAUUGUGGAUGAAGAUCCGUUCGCCAUCCAGAUCCUGUCUUGGUGUCCAGAGAGUCGUGUGCUCUGUGUGGCUGGAGUAUCGGCUCAUGUCAUCGUCUACAGGUUCAGCAAACAGGAAGUCACCACUGAAGUGGUCCAGCUGCUGGAGGUGCGUAUGCAGUGUGAACUGAAUGAAGUGGAGUCUCCUGAGGGCGGAGGAGAGCAGGCGUCUGCCGUUUCCACCCCAGGAACAUCAUCCAGCCCUCAGACCAGCCUGCCUCAGUCCCACCCCUCCACCAGCAGCAACAACUCCUCCGACGGCCUGCGAGAUAACGUGCCCUGUCUCAAAGUCAGGAGUUCUCCUCUCAAACAGUCUCCGGGUUACCAGGUGGAGCUGCUCAUUCAGCUGGUGUGGGUCAGCGGGGAGCCGCCACAACAGAUCACCAGCCUGGCCGUCAACUCUGCGUAUGGCCUAGUUGCAUUUGGCAAUGGUAACGGACUUGCAGUGGUUGAUUACCUUCAGAAAACACUUCUUCUGAACAUGAGCACAGCCGAGUUGUACGGCUCAACAGAUCCUCACCACAGACAGCCACGCUCACCCCGCAAAGCCAGACAGCCUUCGGCAGGUUUUUGUGAUGGUAAUGAUGCAUCAGCCACCCCAGAGGAGAGAUGUAAAUCACCAACUUCAGGCUCCGGUUCACCAUGCAAUUCUGAUGAAGACAGCAAACACAAGUUCAUUGACAAGGUGAUGUUCAAAAGCAAGCGGAUAUCCAAGACUGUUGCCAAUGACUUUGCUAAGAUAUCCCGGAAAAUUAACAUGAUUGCUGAUCAGAAAGAUGAAAGGAGGGUACGCCGUCACUGCUCUCUCCCUGUUAAGAAACAACAGAGUUGUGUGAAGGAAAUGAAGAGGAGACACGCAGCGUCUUUCCGUGAGACCUCACUAUGUGACCUCAAUGCCAGGGACAACUCGUUCAGCCGGUCGCGCAGCUCCAGUGUGACCAGCAUUGACAGAGAGUCACGUGAGGUUGUUUCCUCCUUAUACUUUUGUGACUCCCUUUCCAAGAGGAGUGAGACGUUGGCAGUGCCCAGCCUGUGGGUGGGCACCUCAUUGGGCGGCAUGAUGGCCAUCACCCUCAGUGUGCCCUCUACGCCAGAGCAGAGGAUGCAACAGCCUGUGGGCGUCUCUUUCUGUGGUUCAGUAGUGCGCUUGAAAGGAGGCAUUCUGCGCAUGGCCCAGCUGGAUGCCAGCGGGACCUUUCUGCCCCACGUUUAUGAGCCCUGGUAUGAGCCCAACGCCCCUGAGGAAGAGCGAGAACCGCCACGGAGACGCCGGCCCACCUCUCUUCCUUCAUCUCAGGAGAACCAGGACUGUCAGUACAUUGUGGUUUGCUCAGAGAAACAGGCUAAGGUGGUGGCGCUGCCCUCCCAAAACUGCAUCUACGAGCACAACAUCACUGAGGCCUCCUUCGUGCUUCGAGCUGAUGUGGUGACGAUGACCUGCGGGGUCGGCUUGGCCUGUUUCUGUGCCAAUGGCCACAUCAUGACCCUCAGUUUGCCCAGCCUGCGGCCACUGCUGGAUGUGAACUACCUUCCUCUGACGGACAUGAGGAUAGCCAGAACCUUCUGUUUCUCAAACCAAGGCCAGGCCCUGUACCUCACAUCGCCCACUGAGAUCCAAAGAAUCACCUAUAGCCAGGAAACCUGUGAUAACCUGCAGGAGAUGCUUGGAGAGCUGUUUACCCCAGUGGAGACACCAGAGGCCCCGAACAGAGGGUUCUUCAAGGGCUUAUUUGGAGGCGGCGCUCAGUCCUUGGACAGAGAGGACCUGUUUGGAGAGGUGACUGCUGGGAAGGCUUCACGCAGCCUGGCGCAGCACAUCCCAGGUCCAGGUGGCAUGGAGGGCAUGAAGGGGGCCGCGUCUGGUGUGGUGGGAGAGUUGGCACGGGCAAGGAUAGCUCUGGAUGAGAGAGGGCAGAAACUAGGCGAGCUGGAGGAGAGGACAGCAGCCAUGAUGUCCAGCGCAGACUCCUUCUCCAAACACGCACAUGAUAUAAUGCUGAAAUACAAGGAUAAGAAAUGGUACCAGCUCUGAGGUCCCUCCAGGGAGUCAGCGGACCUUCCUUUGAAGACAGCAGAUCCAUCAUCUCUCCUCCGUUUCUUCCUUCUCUUCCUGUAUCUCUCUCUCUCUCUCUCUCUCUCUCUCUCUCUCUCUCUCUCUCUCUCUCUCUGUGAUGUCCAGAGACUGCCACUCUCGUCACGCGGCAUUGCCUCGAGCUGAGGAGCUGCGGAAAGACAAGAGGAGACAGGAGGGGAAGGAAUGGGACAGGCGAAACGCAUCAGGGCGGGAUUUCCUUCCCUUCUCAGUGGCAGUUGAGUUUUCCUCUCCGUGUAUCUUGUCUUGGAGUUGGGAGAGGGGGUCCGUCGCUGGUGCUGCCCCCUGUCUCAUACCUUCAUCCGCCACGCUGUCAUUUUCACUGCCAUUCUAUCUGCAAAGAAACUACAAAAAAGGAUUGUGGGACAUUUUGGGAAAAUCAAUUAUUUAAGGCGAAUGAAAUGGGUCAGAGGGACAUACAACUGACAGAAGGAGGUCUAAUGUCUGCAUUGCCAAGCUUAAUGCUUCUGAUAAUCUGUCACUAGAGCAAGAAAAGAUUGCAUGUCUAGUGAUUUAAUUUAGGAAAUUAGUGCUUUUUCUUGUUUUUACGAAUUAGAGUGAAUCUCAUGAAAACAAAUACUUCACCUAUACUAUUUCACCCCAAAAUCUAUAUU